AUGCAGACUGCUUCUACAAACAUUUGUGAAAGACUGUGCAAUAAGUCCAUCUGUGGAAUUUCCUUGCUACUAAAUAUUCCACGGUCAACUGUGAGUGGUAUUAUAACAAAGUGGAAGUAACUGGGAACAAUAGCAACUCAGCCACGAAGUGGUAGGCCACGUAAAAUGACAGAGCGGGGUCAGCACAUGCUGAAACACACAGAAGUCACCAACUGUUUGCAAUAGCUAAAGACCUCCAAACUUUAUGUGGCCUUCAGGUUA
Messenger RNA from Staurois parvus, 261 nucleotides. The record is from the annotation of a GenBank genome assembly. Lineage: Eukaryota; Metazoa; Chordata; Amphibia; Anura; Ranidae.